Molecule: messenger RNA, 207 nt
Organism: Lodderomyces jiufengensis
Lineage: Eukaryota; Fungi; Ascomycota; Pichiomycetes; Serinales; Debaryomycetaceae
Exons: 1
Coding region: 1-207 (68 amino acids)
Source: RefSeq, a predicted model, not a curated record
AUGUCGUUAUCAAAAUAUAUAUUAGCUAUUACGUUCACUUUUAGUUUAGCCUUGGCUGCUUACAGUGUGAUUACAGCUGAUAUUGAAGGUGCUUUAGUUGACAAAAGGCUUGAUCCAGGUGGAAUAGUUGUUGGUGCUUCUUGUAUUAUCGGUGGUGUUGCCUGUAUCAUUAGAGCUUGUACCAGAGAUGCUGCAGUGUAUAACUAG